This is a messenger RNA of Paramecium sonneborni, 751 nucleotides long. The record is from the annotation of a GenBank genome assembly. Lineage: Eukaryota; Ciliophora; Oligohymenophorea; Peniculida; Parameciidae.
AUGAAUAAAGAAGGUCCUGGUUUCUUAUAUAAAGUAUAUUCUAUUUUAGAGGUAUAUUUUAUUCAAUUUAAUCUAGCAUUCAGAUUAUGAUGAUAUCGUAAGUUGGAACGAUAAUGGAGAUGGAUUUCAAGUUAAAGACAUUAAUAUAUUUCAGAAUAAUAUAUUGCCCAAUUACUUUAAGCAUUCUAAUUUUGCCUCAUUUGUUAGAUAGGUAAUACAUACAUUUAAGUAUAAAAGUUGAAUAUGUAUGAUUUUCAUAAAACAGAAAAGAAUUCCUUUAAACAUAAAUUGUUUAGAAGAAAUUAAAAGUAAAAUAUUAUAAAGACAAGAAAGAGACUUGCUUCCAUAAAUUAAAAGAAAAGUUAAUGAUUAAAUUAUCAUACUUCCAAAUAUUGAACAAAUUAAUCAAGAAUUGUCUAUGUUAAUCUUGAGAAAUUAAGAGUUAGAAUCUGUGUUUACAUAUUUAAUUCAAAAAAGUGACCAAUUAAAAAAAGAGAAUGCCUUUUUAUGGUAAGAAUUAUGUAAGAUAAAGUAACACUUAUUCAGAUUUACUUAUCUAGAUAAAAAAACGAUCAUUAAUAAGAAAAAUUGUUCGAUUGGCUUUCCAAUAAUAUCAGUGCGGAGUCUCUAUUCAAAAUUUUAGAAAAAAGUAUUACAAAAAGAGAUCUCAUUAAAUUGGUUUCUAGACUCUUCAGACAAGAUCAAUAAAAUAAAAAAAUCAAAAAAGACUUUAUCAUUUGAUUUAUCUUAU